Molecule: messenger RNA, 1236 nt
Organism: Abrus precatorius (Indian licorice)
Lineage: Eukaryota; Viridiplantae; Streptophyta; Magnoliopsida; Fabales; Fabaceae
Product: probable ribose-5-phosphate isomerase 4, chloroplastic
Exons: 10
Coding region: 76-975 (299 amino acids)
Biological process (GO): pentose-phosphate shunt, non-oxidative branch
Molecular function (GO): ribose-5-phosphate isomerase activity
Source: RefSeq, a predicted model, not a curated record
AGAGUGGCCAUAAUCCCUUAUCCAUUAUCAGUAGCAAAAGCCUUGAUGAAAUUGCAGAGUGAAAAUUGAACAGCAAUGGCUUCAGUAGCUUCAUCUUCAUCGUUUUCCACCAGGCUUCUUCUGCACUCACCCACAGUUCUUCUGGGUAGCAGAAGCGGACCCAAUUUUGUGAGGAUGGUGACUCGCUCCUGUCUCGAUGACAGUUCUGCUCUCCUCCGAGCAGCACAAUACACUGUGGAUACAUAUGUGAAAAAUGGCAUGGUUGUAGGAUUGGGGUCUGGUCAUGCAUCUGGUAUGGCCAUUCAGCAUUUGGGUCGCCAGCUUCGAACUGGUAAUUUGAAGGAUAUAGUAGGGAUUCCCAUGUCUAUUGCAAGUGCAAGUGAAGCAGCAAAGGCUGGGAUUCCAUUGGAUACGUACCAAGACUGUUCUCAAAUUGACUUUGCAUUUGAUGAUGCUGACGUCAUAGAAGAAGGGACCCUUGUUGCUAUCAUUGGGCGUCGGAAAUUGCAAGGUGAGGAAUCCAUAAUCCAGGAGAAGUCUAUACUAAAUGCUACCAAUAAACUUGUGUUCAUUAUCGAAGAAAACCAGUACAAAGGUGGUCUGGAAGGUUCUAUUCCAGUUUUAAUUCAGUCUCUGAACUGGAUGGCAAUUGCUGAGGAGAUUGAUGACAUGUUUCUGGGUGAUGCUGAGGUCUGGAGAAGACCAUCUAUAGGGCAAGCAGGUCCACUUGGAGGUGACUUCCCACUACUGACCAGAGAAGGACAUAAUGUUCUUGAUGUUAUCUUUACAUCUCCAAUAGAAAACCUUGCUGAAGUAGCAAAAAGCCUUGGUAAAGUUGAUGGUGUUGUGGACCAUGGUGUCAUAACUAAAAUCCCAUGCACAGUGGUAAUUGCUUCUCAGAAUGGACUCAACAUUUUGGACAAGUUGACCGCAGAUAUAGUGGGUAAGCUUGCUCAAGCAGGUGAUUGUGCUUAAUUGAAGACACAAAACAAAUAAGUUUUGCUUGUAUUAGAAGAUUGACUUGAUAGGUACAAGACAAGCUGAGUUUGGGCAGUUUAUGGGGACAAGACAACCAUUGUAGACCUUAAAAAAAUGAUUCAGCACAUUCCUUCGUCAUACCUUAGGUGCAGUUAUACUCCUAAAUGGUAAUUAAAUUACAUCUUGUACAUAAUCGUAGAAAUUCUCUGAAAAAAUCUCCAAACAAAGAGACGUUAAAGCUCUAUUUGCCAAACUAAU